Molecule: messenger RNA, 4583 nt
Organism: Toxoplasma gondii ME49
Lineage: Eukaryota; Apicomplexa; Conoidasida; Eucoccidiorida; Sarcocystidae
Exons: 1
Coding region: 296-3904 (1202 amino acids)
Source: RefSeq, a predicted model, not a curated record
GCUGGAUAUCGCGUUCCUGGUCUCCCUUUCGACAAAACAACACCACCGCGAAGACUUGCACUGGCAGUUGUUCUUCCCUUUUUGUCCACUGAUGGGUCUCGGGUGUACGUACGGCUGCAUCUUCUGCCUCGUGAAGUCGGUGUGCCCCACCCUGAGGCGAAAACUCACCCGGGGCAGCUGGGGAGUCCGAGCGCAUUCAUUGUACCGUUGAGCAAGGCCAUUUCUCCAGACGUGUGUCGCCUGCGGCUUUCUCCAUGCGUCAGUCUCUGUUUCGUUUCUUAGGAACUGGGUCGACAUGGCGAAAAUGGAAUUCUUGAAGAGAAAGGGGCCUCGCGCGUCAGAAGCGGCCUCGGCUCAAGUACCCUUGAAUGAGAUCCCGGUGGAGGGUCACCAUGAAGAAGAGGUGAAGAUGGGAGGCAAGAAGAAUCGCAAGGGAAAUGUUCGAAGGCAGACGCGGUCUUCUGUCCAGCGAUCUUCUCUGGAAUGCUCGACGAGGACCUGUCGUCCUCCUUCGACCUCCUCGUCUUCAAGUGAUUCCUCUUCUCUGUCGCCUUCUUCGCAGUCUCUGCCCCUCCUCUCAAGAAACACGCGCAGAUAUUCGUUCUUCUCCGGGUCCUUCAGGCGGCGACGUCUGCAGCAGCUAACUGCGGGUCUCCUCUCUCAGCGCCUAGCUCGAGGAAGCGGGCGCAACGGAGGCAAAUCCGCCGCCUCUGUAGAGACACCUGGGCCUCGCGCAAGAUGCCCUUCCUCAGCUCGACAGGGAUCCGGAGCUUUUUCAGCCAUGGUCCGGGGUGCGAUGCCUUUCCUUCGCGUGCAGAGGUCGGAAUGCGAAAUGCCCGCCAACACUGGCGCGGAACAAGCGUCGAAGCCUCCCAAGGAACCGAAUGCAGCGUUGAGUACAUCGUCGAGGGAUGCAGAAGCCAAGGUGAAAGAUGCUGGUAGAGGAGAGGAGAACGAAGUAGCGAAAAAGGCAUGUGCGAAAGGGAGAAAGCCGCCUGCCGAGCGAAGAGAAGCGGAAGCAACCAGACGGGAAGGAGAAUCGGCUGGAGACCAGCCUGCGAAGAAGAGUGAAGACCUUGCUGCGGUUGGAGAGCGGAGAGACGAAGCAGCUCAACACGAAGGGAAGAAAGAGAAACGAAGAAACAGAAGGGACGUUAUCCAGUGUCACUUGCGCCACGUCGAACUCCUGAAGCAGAGGCAAAGCGAAGCAAAAGACCUCGAGAGCUGUGAGAAGCCUGGCGUCUCUCUUCGGCCCUUGCAUAUGCCCGCCGCGGACUCAACGCCUCGCUGCGAGUCGGCAGGUGCAGAACGAGAAGGCAAGAACGGCGACAACGGCGACAGCGUACACACUGAAGGCCUCGACCUUGAAGAAGAGGUUGACGCCACCCCCGACAAGGAACGCAAUGGAGAGAAGAAUGCAGGCCUCACGCUGCCCCACACUGCUCGUCACUGUCGUGCCCCGGAGCCUGCAGCUUACACAGCUCGCAUCGGUGACCUGGAGACCCUGCUGAGUCGGCAAGGCGCCUCGCACUCCCGGCUCGCUCUCCGGUGUCUAGACACCGCAAGCGUUUACCGUGUUUUUGAGAAGGGCGAAGGGGAGGCGCAGACCUCCAGCAGGGGGGCGCAUACGAGAGCAGAAGCCACUGUGAAGAGCCCAGCAGCAAUUGGAGAGGAGAGGCACAAGCUCUUCAGUAGAUACCGUGCAGAACUGCGGCGGUUCUGGGUCGCGCGGGAACAAGACGUCUUUCGUUUUCUGCGACAAUGCUGCACCGUUCAGGGACUCGAUCGGCUCGCGCAGUCUUCUUCGUCUUCCCCCUCGUCGCCCUCCUGCUGUGCGUCAGCAGUCUCUCCCGGUGUGUCUGCCUGCGACGGGGCUGCGUUCAAUGCGACGCAUUCGCCAGCGGAGCGCGUAUUUUUGUCAGAGGCUCCGGGGCGCUCCUCAGACGCAGAUGAGACGGGAAGAGGCCGUGCACCGGUCGAAGGCCAGUGCCAGUGGAGUGGAUCUCCAGAAUUAGGCGGCGACGGGACGUCAGAGAGAGCGACAGUGGAUGUCUGCGGAGAUGGAGGAGACGCGAGUCUUGAGGAAGACGCACAAGUCGAGGCGGUGACCGCCGAGAGGGAAGAUGAUGGCAGGUGUCUCCGGAAACCGGGGACGGGAGGAGCGCCUCAGCCUGCUCCAGCCGCCAGUCUGACAAACAGACGAAGGAUCGCCUUCUAUCGAGACCUUAUCCAGACCAACUUGCAUGUCGCCGCCCAGGCCGCCGACGUGAGCGAGACAGCUACUUGUGCAGCUGCUCUGUUACGCCAGGUGCCUGUGCGCAUGCGUUCGUGGAGACGCGAAGUCCACAUGCAUGCAAGUGGUUGCGACCCGGACAGAGCGGGGCACACACCGAGCAGGUUGGGAAGUGACGGCUGUGCCCAGAAGAGGUACGAGCGGCAGGGAGAAGCUGCUGGCACCGCCACAAGUGAAGACACCACAGCUGGCCGACGGGGAGACACGAAAAAGGCGAGACAUGGGAAGAACGUAGAGGGUGCGUUCGAGGGACCUAGCAGUCGUUUGAAACUUCCAAGAGGACGGGGGUCCGUGGCCGAAAGUGGACGUGCAGGGGAGUCACUGGGUGACGGUGAAGGGCUUCGGUGGAAAGAAGAGAACGAGCAGGAAGACGAGAAGGAUCUGAGCGCGGAUGAAAGCAGACGGCGGCUUGCGCUUCUCGAGGCGGCUUGUUGCCGUCUGUUUCUUGUCUGUGUGAGGGGUGCUACAAAGCCCCUCGUCUCUUCACAUCCGAGUUUCAGUGGGUCUCCCGCGAGUGGAACCAACACCGCAAUCCUCGAGUGUCUGAGUGUCGUGCUACAGCUUUUAGAGCACUUUGGGGACCCUGGGGACGCGCCGAACGUCCAGGCGAAGAAUGGCGGAACCUCUCGGAUGCGUAAUCAACAGGUUGUGAGACUUUCCCGAGUUGGUGAACCGAAAUCCUGGUGUGCCUGGCUUCUCCGUUACUCGGCAGAGGGAAAAGAAAAAAACGAUGGAGACUGGCGAAAUCUGAGAGAGCGCCCACGUCUGCUCUUCUUCGUCGUAAAGGUAGUGAAGGAAAUCUGUCGAGAGCUCCGCCUUGGCAACUGGGCUCGUGUCUUCAAGGUGUACGUACACCUGAAGAACCUCGCGGUUGCGUGGUUGGUCCGCGGGAACGGACCGCGAUCCGGGUCCGACUGCAUGAGGGUUUCGUCGGCCUGCAAAUUGUGUGUAGCCACAAACGCAGGAAAAGAGAAUAGAGACGAGGAGACAGUUGAACACCAAGGAAAUACGCGUUACUGGUCAGCCGUGCCCGCCGAGGUCUGCUCAGGGGCCAUCGCUGAAUUGCUUCUAACUACAUUUUUCCUACUCGAAGUGUUUGUCAGUGAUCUUCGCGUAGCAGCAGCAGAGGUCGUCUUUAAGGUGGCAUCGCGCCAAAGCGGCCUAGAGGAAAAGGAACUCCGGCUGAAAGAGCUGCUGAGACACUUCCCGGUGGGCCCUGCAGGGGCUGCGAUGGCUGUAGAAACCUCCAGGCACGCAAACGCCUAUCCUGAGAAGGACCACGGGAAAGCGAGGAACGGCGCACGCAUUCAGCGAAACGGCAUCACCUCGCAUUUCUCCUCAUCUUUUUUCUCGCCUCUCGAUGAGUUUGCUUCCGCCCUGCCCCCGUCUCUGCAGCGCCUUCUGCAAAGCGACAAUUGGCGUAAAGAUGCGGAGGCGGACAUUGAAGCAGCUGUGCGUGCGGCGCUUGAAGAAGGCUUCGCCGAACCUUCUUCGGAAACAAAAACACCCCGGAAGGCAAGCCAUGCGGGUGCCCUUCUGCGACAGCUGAAGUCGCUCGAAGACCUGGAUCUCCGGACUAUCUCAAAGAAGAAAUCGAAUCAGCGUGCAUAACCUGUCUUCUUCUGCGGCCCUGGAGGUCGUGGACAGUGGCGGAAAACGAAUUGGUGGAAAUCCUGUUGGUGAUAGCGUGCAGCACUGGUAAAACACUUGUCUUUCGUACCAGGGAAUGGAUUUCUUGUUUGCGAGCAGCCCCCAGCUGUCUUCACGCGGGAUGUUGUGCUUAAAUAAGCUUCUUCAAGUGUUACAUUCGCAACUUGUUUAACCAAACGGCCGCUCCAGCUGAACGCAAUUUGCGUGAGAGUGUUUACUCAUGGGCACGAGACGGUUCCGCGGGCGACCUGGACCAUCCAGCCUUAGGCGAGAGACGGACAAACAGUGGCUCAAGCUUCGUAAAUUGUUGUUCAUCGAGGCGUAGAUAAAACAGGGAGUGUGGUUACCUGCUUCCGUGCACGUUAGGCGAAACUAGGGAUUCUCACGCGAACCGGAAAGUCUAGUACACGCCGGCGUUGGGGGAUUUUAGUUUCGAAAACAUAUGUGGGUGCGCUGCCGCAGACAGACCCAAAAAAAGAAACACAGGCCCAGUGUGCCAGUCGUGGCACGUGUGGAUGACGUCUGCUACCCAAAGGAGUUUUCAGGAAAACCUUCGCCUUUUGUGUUUGAGACAGCGACCGGAAAAGAGAGUAGUCUCAGGAUUCUGGCGCAGUUCUUGUCGACGAACAGUGUAUGCUGC